GGCUCCGGAACUAGUCGAACAGGCGAGCCACACGCACACGCAGAGCGCAGAGAAUCAGUUGAAGAAGUGGCAGCCAUUUCUUCUAGGAUUUCAAUCCCGUUCGCCCUGAGGCCGAGUUGCAGUUGCAGAAAGAUGGGUCAACUGAGUACUGUCGUGGCCGCGCUGCUGAGCGCCCUGGCCGUGUGUGGAGGAGCCCCGACGGCCACCAUCAUCCAGCCGGCCCACUACUACCUGAUCCAGCCGCAACCGUCGACGGUCAAGAUUCAACCCCACCUCAUCCAGCCGAUCCAGCACCUGAAACUGGAACCGAAGCAGUACAUCUACUACUACCCGGCGGCCCUACCGCUGACGGCCACCACGACGACCACCACGCAUCAGUACACGGCCGAGGGCAAACCGAUCCGCCUGGCGGCGCUCAAGCAGGAGGAGGGCGGCAACGGGAACUGGUGGUCCUCGGUGUUUGGCUUCUUCCAGCCACCGACCACCGAGAUGCCGGCGGGCGAAGGAGAGACGACGGAAGCACCGGCGGCCGCCAGUAGCGCACCGGAGAAGAAGCUAAUGUAUGUGGCUCCGGGAGCUCCUGACUUGAGAGUUGGCGAGACACCGGCCUCGACCAGUGGGCUUCCCCAGCGCUACUACAUUCUGAGUGGUGCGCCCCAGUUCUACGGUAACUUCGAUGCGCUCCAGAAUCCGCUCAGUCCGAUCUUUAGCCUGCAGCCACUGCAGGCGAUCCAUGCGCGCGCCAACUCGGACAUUCAGGCUGAGGACGGGCAGCCCAAGUUCCAGGCCCAGAUCGUGUCGGCUCUCGCUCCGAUCGCCCCGGUUCCGGCGGCCGUGCCAGCUCAGCUGAAGAACGAUCUGCUCGAGUCGCACCAGGACAAGGAGCAGACGAUCGAUCGGGCUUGGGGCCGAUCGCUGGACGAUGAGCAGCCUCAGCAGCAGCAGCAACCGGAGCAACAGCCACUGUCGGAGGACGAACCGAUCGUUGUGCAGUCACGCUCGAAGGGAGACGACGAGGAAGGGGAGAGCGGUGCGGUGCGCGCCGUUUACGACGAGGAGCUGCCGAAGGAGCAGGAACCAGAGCAGGCCAUGCAGCGCAGCGUCAACGAUCCGGCCAUUGCCGCCGCCAAGCCCUCCGGUAUUGCGCUCGCCGGCCGGGGCGGUGUCGCCGCAUCGGCCCCGACCGGGACGGCCGUCGUCGGUAAGAAUGGUCUAGCUCUGGCUUCACCGUCGGCCACUUCCGUUGCAGGUAACUUCUUCGAGGAGGAGGAGGACGAGGAGAAGAAGAAGAUGUAAGGCACGAGGUGCGAGCGGAAGCGGCGGAUGUCCCCACGGAUCGACCAAGCGGCGAGCGGGUCACCAAAAGUUCAAGUUCAGGAUAUUUCUGGUAUACGAGGAAGCAGGAGCAGCAAGGCAACCCACCAAGGUUCCGGUUCUAGCGUCUAGCGAUCACUUAGGCUUUUAGGGUAACACAUGCACGGCCACUGCGUGGAGACGAAAAUGCACAUUUGACAAAAAAAGCGGACAAAAAACGUAACCCACCUCCGAGAGAGAGAGAGAGAGAGGGAGCUGCAGGGGACCUCUGAUGAGCUGAUCCGAUCCGGAGGCCAUACUGGGCAGGUGGAGUGAAGGAUACUGGAUAGUAUCCAGCGCACAAAGACCUUUCCAAAACGAGAAUCGAUCGGCGACAGGGCUCACUUUCAUAAUCAUCUUCAUUCAUCAUCAUCAUCAUCGAACUAGGAUUGUGGACGGCACGCGGAAGGCAGGGCGCCGCUCUGCCAGUCGCCGUCGGCCACUAAUCCAGUAUCAUUUUUGCAUCCAUUAAAAAAUACGACAAGGAAUAA
Anopheles bellator is the source of this 1844-nucleotide messenger RNA. RefSeq lists its product as uncharacterized. The transcript is spliced from 2 exons. The record is from RefSeq and is a predicted model, not a curated record. Lineage: Eukaryota; Metazoa; Arthropoda; Insecta; Diptera; Culicidae. Bases 133 to 1296 code for a protein of 387 amino acids.